AUGCAGUGGAUCUCUUGUACUGAAAAUGAGCAGCCACAAGCUAUCUCCAUUACAGAAUUUGUUGACUUUAUUCGCAUCCUUCAGCAAAUGAAGACUGCCCCCAAGGAUGCAGUGCUAAAGCCUGCAGUUUCUACCGCAGCAGCUGCAGAAGAGGGCAAAAAUUGCCCAGAUUUGAGCUUGGCUUUGUGCUCUUUACUGAAGGCUCUGAGAAAGAGCUCCCAGGAGGAGAUGUCACUGUUGCUGCUGUCAAUUGCUUGCAGUGCAGGAUAUGAUGUAGAAAAUAAUACAUUCCAGUGUCACCUUGGUGCUUCGGAAAUUGACUUCAUGUUAUUGGAAAUGCAAGCAGCACACGAGAAAUACCUGGCUCUCUGUGAGAAAGAUCCUUAUAGAGCUCAGGCUUAUUUAAUCCUGACAGGUCUAAGAAUAUCAGCUGACCAUAAAGACGUGCCUUCAGACGAGAAGAAGAAACGCCUCGUUUUUAUGACUGAUCACAUGAAAAACCUGUGGACAAAUGAAAUGGCUGCUGUCCUCAGCAAACAUAAUACCUGCAAUAACUGGAACUUGUUGGAGAAAAAUUUGGCUUACCUUAUUGAUGGAAAUUAUGAAGCCACAAAGUGUGAUCAACAGAAAGAGAAAGUCUUAAGAGAAUUAGAAAGUAUAUUACAGGAAAGCAACCUGUCUGGGAACUCAAAGUGCGAAGAUGCAGAGUCCAGCUGGAACAAAACUUUGAGCAAUCAUCAAAAUAAGGAGUUUUUCAAUUUGCUGAAGUCACUUGAACUGGAACAGUAUUAUCCAAAUAAAAUGAAAAUGUCAGACUUCCAUCUCAUUCACAAAACAUCUGUAUUUGACAGACAACCAAGUACUGACCAGGAACUGCCAUGUUAUUUUUUGGAAAAGAUACUCAUGCUGGACUACCGGGCAAGAGAUCUGGCUUGCAAAGAUGAUACUAGCCUUCAGCAAGAUGGAACCAAAGUAUCAGACAUUGCUGACCAUGCAAGCAAACACUUAGAUGAUUUAGAUUUCAUUUUUGAAGAUGCUCGUGAGGAAUCUCAUGAAGUUUUUCAAACCACUCAAAAGCCCAUCCACCCCAUGGAUGUCCAGAUGGCCAUUUUCUACUGCACAGAUGAUUUUAUGAGACAGUACAUUGCAAUGAAGCUCUCCUUCUGCCAAUUUGCCCUCCCGCUUUUGGUGCCCAUUCCCUGUACUUCUCAAAUAGAGUUACCUCUUUGGUCCUUCUGCCAGGUCUACAAGCAAUGGCAAGAGAAGGGAAGCAAAUUGAUUUAUCAGGUAGCUACACCUGUGGUGUCUUUCAUCAGGUUUAGCGCAUCUUCAUCUUCUAAAUCCCAACUUUUGAACCACCUGUUGAGUAAACAAAAGCAUAAUAUCUUUUUCCAUCGAUACUGUAAAGGGAGCAACAAAAAUGGUCUCUUGAUGAAAGGGGUGGUAGAAAUUGCAUGGUACUGUCCAGAUGGGAAGGGAAAUGACAUCUUUGACACUUGUAUUGCAUUCACUAAUCUUCAUGGAGACUCAAAAGAACAUAAAGAGCAGGUUAACUUUUUGCAGGAGAUAGCUGCUGUCACCGUGGUUCUCUUGUCAGAAAAUGACUGGAAUGGGAAUGGAGAUAGCAAAACAUUUCUGAGAGAGCUCCUCAAGUCUCCCAAACCUUUCAUUUUCCUUUGUGUUGACAAAGAGCAAAUUUUAACUAACAGGCACCCAAGAAGAAUAAAAAUCGCUGUUAAAAAUCGCAACGAGACAGCUUUAGUUGAGGAACUGGCAGAAGAAAUUAGGUCCAUUUUAAAAAUUUCAAAUAGCUGUCAUAGCCUUGAGACGUGUGGAGUCAUUGCCCAAAAGCAUGGCUUCCUUGUAGAUGAAGACAAACAGGAGUGUAAAGCAGGCAAAACCAUGGCAGAAAAUAUAGUAAAUAUUCUGAAAGAAGAAAAUAUCCUAGGGGAAAAAAGCACACUCCUGCCUCUGCAGGGAUCAUUAUGGCACAUGUGGUGUAAGAAAGACAGGGAGCAAAACCAUUUGCAAGACCAUGAGAACAUGGAACUUGAGCAGCAAAUAAGCCAAAUAAAUUCUGCAAAGCAAAAAAUAAGGCAAGACCAAUUAAAUCAGGUGUUCCCCCUUAAUAACCUUAUGAAAUCCUUCCUUACACAUCUGUGCUCUUCCUUACCUAACAUUAAAACAUACUUUCUGCAGUGGCUGAAAAUCUUUAUGGCUAACCGGUCCUCAGAUUACCUACCAGAGCUUCAAGAGAAGUACCAUAAUUUAUGGACACAAAUGAGGUCAGGAGAAAACGGUGACUUGCACUGUGAAUUAGAAGACUUAUCCAAGGAAAUAAGUGAGUCCACCUUUGGCUUAGAGCAUCUUCUUAGGGAAGUCAGUCAGCUUUAUGAAGCUUUGGAUGUGCCACCUCAACAGAAUCGGGUUGUCAAGUUUCUGCCCCAGAUAGCAGUUGAUCUGCUUGUUUCAGGGUAUCCUAUAGAGUUGAUGGAUGGUGAUGCUUCACACGUGCCAAUAAAAUGGAUCAGUGCCAUUUUUGACUCAUUAGCUGAGAAGCUGGGGGACAAAGAAGUGUUUGUUCUUGGUGUCCUUGGAAGCCAGAACACAGGAAAGUCAACCCUCCUGAAUACCAUGUUUGGCCUUCAGUUCAGUGUCAGUCCAGGGAGAGGCACGAAGGGUGCUUCUAUGCAACUAGUGAAAGUGACUGAUGAGUUCAGGCCAAGGCUGAACUUUGAUUUUUUGCUUGUUGUUGAUACAGAAGGACUUCAGGCUACAAAACUAGAAAACAGAACAAUACUGAAUCACGAUAAUGAGCUAGCCACUUUUGUCAUUGGCCUGGGCAAUAUGACAAUAAUAAAUACUUUUGGAGAGAACCCUUCAGAAAUGCAAGAUGUGCUUCAGAUCGCUGUGCAGGCAUUUCUGAGGAUGAAGAAAGUAAACCUCUCCCCAAGCUGUUUGUUUGUAUGCCAAAAUGCUGGGGAAAUAACCCCAGAAGAAAAUAACAGGGAAAGCCAAAGAUGCCUCCUGCAAAAGCUAGAUGAAAUGACAGUCACCGCUGCUCAGCAAGAGUCCUGUGAUGUCAGCUGCUUUAGUGAAUUGAUCCACUUUGAUGUGAACUCUCAUGUUUACUACUUUCCACAUCUCUGGGAGGGAGAGCCACCCAUGGCACCACCAAAUCCCAUUUACAGCCAAAAGGUACAGGAACUGAAAAGCAAAGUUCUUAUGGAUGGACAGAAAAAAUCCCAACGGGGCCUUCUGACAUUCUCUGAAUUAAAAACACGCAUUCAGAACCUGUGGCAGGCUUUGCUGAAUGAAACUUUUGUUUUCAGCUUUAGAAAUAGCCUGGAGCUUGCUGCUUACAGUAGGCUAGAGAACAAAUAUGGCAAAUGGACCUGGCAGUUGAGGAGCUUCAUGCUUUAUCUUCACCACAAGCUGAAUAUCCAGAUCCAAAAUGGGAAAAUCCAUGACAUAGACAAAUCCACCCUGGAAGAGAGUAUUCGGAGCACAUAUGAAGAUGUUCAAAUGGAUUUGGAAAAGCACUUUAAAGAAGACAAAUACAGCCAUCUAAUGAUUCAGUGGAAAGAGAAUGUUAAAAUAAAGUUAGACUGUUUAAAAGAAGAGCUCAUUAACAAAACUUGUCAACAUUGUGAGAAGCUGAUUAAUCUGAAGAAGUGUCAGAGGAGUUGUGAACAAAGGAAAUCUGUGUACAUAGAUGAGUUGUUGAAAAAAAGCAAGGAAGUAGCCCGAUGCUGCAGAGACAGAGUGCUGAAUGAAAGUGAACUGAGAAAGUAUUUCAAUGGUAUGUGGAAAGAAUGGAUUUCAGAAGUAUCUCCUCUUGCAUCUCACAUAAAUACGUUCAAUAUUAGGACUGACAUGGAACAUUUUCUUUGCGACUUCUUCAGAACUGAACAUGAUAUUAGAAACAGGAUUAAAGAAUCCUCUAAAUGGAGAAGUUUUCCUGCAGAAGCUUCUCAUCACAUUUUCUUUAGGAAAUUGAAGAAAAUUUUUCGAAAAACUAAAAUAACUCCCAAGGCCCCCUGCAAGUUGACAAGCGAGCUGGAGAUGCUUACCCAUGAAUACAUCAAGAAGAAAGAAGAGGAUAUUAUGAAUUACACUUCUAGUUAUUUUCAUGAAUUAGUGGAAAUAAUAAAUGAGAGUAUACAUGCCUUUGAAAAUAAAUAUCAGUUACAGACCUCUUCUUCAUACCGAGUGGAUGUAUCACUCUAUUUGUGCCAGAUGGCAGCACGAAAUUUUGCAGAAAAGUAUAAAAUCUUCCAGAAAGAGAAUGAUCCUUGUUUCUAUCUUAACAGCAAGAAAGAAGAAUUGUUUCAAUCAUUUGUCAUAACUUACCAAGGAGCAAAAUCUGUCACAACAUUUGCUGCCUUUUUGUGCAACAGCCUUCAGUUGGCAAUUCGUGAUGCAAUCUAUGAAAAGACUGCGAUGGACAUAGUCAACCUGAUGAAGUCGGAAGACCCAGCUUUCAGUGGUAAUCGAGAGAACUUAGAUAUGUACAUGUUGAUUCAUCUGGCUGAAAAUGAAAAUUUUGAGAAAUACUUGGAAUACAUUUAUAAUCCAAGUUACUCAAUGGGGGAAUUUAUCCGACAACGGGUUAAUAACUAUUGUUUGGAUAAACAGAAUUCAAAAUUAAAGAAGUUCUUAAAUUCUCAUCUUGAUGUUUUCAAAGAUCUUAUUCUCUGUGCUAUCAAUGACUCAACAAAAGUCGUUGAAGAUAAAGGAGGCAAUGUAUUCUUGUGGCUGGAUGAAUUCUGCAGUAGGAUAGGAGAUUACUUGUAUCUUCCAAGGCAUACCUUGAGCAGCAUUGAACAUCAAGAAGUCAUAGGCAUAAAAUUGAUUAAAGAAGCAGUUUUUGAUUCACUACUUCCUGUGCUAGAUAACCUAGAAGGAGCAUUCUCUGAGACUGAUUUGGAACCAUUUUUUGCAAAACCUCAUGAGAUUCUCUUUGAGCAAUUUUGCAGAUGCAUGAAGCAGUGCCCGUUUUGCAAAGCAGUUUGCACAAACACCAUUCCAGACCAUGAUGGACAACAUAGCACUUAUCUCCAUCGUCCACAGGUUGUAACAGGUAUCCAGUGGGCAGAAACAAAUCAUUUUGUCAUUGAUAUUUGCUCCAGCAUCGUAGCAAGUGAUUCCACCUUCAUCGUUGAUGGGAAGGAAAUUCCUUGCAAACAGUAUCGUAGAGCAGGAUCUGAUUAUGCCAAGUGGAAUAUCCAACCAAACACCUCUGUGCAACGUUAUUGGAAAUGGUUUGUCUGCCACUUUAGAAAUGAAUUACAAAAUGUCCACCAAGGAGUUUUUGAAGGAAAGGGUGAAAUACCACUUGAGUGGGAAGAUAUAUCUAUAGAGGAAGUUAUUUCUCCAAGGGACAUAUCAACGUUUAUACAGUCAACUUACACUUGGGUUGAGGAGAGCACUUGGCUUGUUUUAAAAGAAAAACAUCCUAAUCAUAACAGUAAAAAUGUCUCUUAA
Molecule: messenger RNA, 5487 nt
Organism: Eublepharis macularius
Lineage: Eukaryota; Metazoa; Chordata; Lepidosauria; Squamata; Eublepharidae
Product: interferon-induced very large GTPase 1-like
Exons: 1
Coding region: 1-5487 (1828 amino acids)
Molecular function (GO): GTP binding
Source: RefSeq, a predicted model, not a curated record